Sorghum bicolor (sorghum) is the source of this 2046-nucleotide messenger RNA. RefSeq lists its product as uncharacterized. The record is from RefSeq and is a predicted model, not a curated record. Gene Ontology annotation, cellular component: membrane. Bases 469 to 1542 code for a protein of 357 amino acids. Lineage: Eukaryota; Viridiplantae; Streptophyta; Magnoliopsida; Poales; Poaceae. The transcript is spliced from 5 exons. Gene Ontology annotation, biological process: Golgi vesicle transport.
AAAAAAUAUGGUUGAGGCUGGUAGUGGUGGGGAAGAAAAGAAAGAGGCUGACAUCCUGAAGCCACCAGAACGAGGAACCAAAACCAAACAACACCAGCAGGGGCGGCGAUAUAGCUAGGGAGUUCACUUCCCCCUCCCUCUCUCCCCUCCUACGCCAGCUCCUCCCCGUCGUCGCGUCGCCCCUCCUACCGUCCUACGUCUCCCUCAUCUCCCCGCUUCCGCUUCCUCCCCCGCUGAGCGGCGGAAGCGCGCAAGCAACCGCUGCCUUCUUUUCUUGGCGUGCGCAGCUCCUGAUCGGCAGCCCCCCCCGCGGGAUCUCCGCUUGCUGGCCUGGGUCUGGCCGCGCGACAUUGAGGCGGGGCGCCUGGAGCUCGGAGCCAUCGCAGUUGGUGUUCGUGCCUUGGAGUCGGUCGGGUGUCUGGUCCCUGAUUUGAUCUGCAGUUGCCUGCAGCGGCGGCGGCUGCCGACAUGGCGGCUUCGGGAGGGCUCGAGCAGUGGCAGAAGGACGGGUUCUUCCAGGCGGCCGAGGAGGUGCAGGAGUCGGCGGACUUGAUGGAAUCUGUCUAUAGAACUUGGAUGCGCGAGCGAUGUGAUGGUUCUAGCUCAGACGAGGUGGAUGAUUUGCAAAGGGAGCUUCAGACAGCUUUAGGAACUGCAAAAUGGCAGUUGGAACAGUUUGAGAGGGCUGUAAGUUCAUGCAACGAUAAGUAUUCACUGGAAGAGGGUACACUGGCAAGGCGUAGGCAGUUUGUGGUAGCCAUUGAGGAUCAGAUUUCUCGUGUAGAGAAAGAAAUAAAUGGUUCUUUAAUGGACAAUGGCAGACAAGGGCUCAACUGGGUGAAGUUAGAUGAUGAAGAGCGAGAUGAUCUAGUCGCUUUCCUUUCAGCACCUGCAGAGUUCUAUUCAGAAAUGAAGAGAACAGACAGCAGUAACCAUGCCCCAUCUAGACAAAAGAAUGUGCCGAACGAUCAGAGUGAUCCAACUUUAAUUAUUAAAGACAUAUAUGAAGUGCCACGCAGAGAAAUUUUUACUGUUAAGAGUGAUGUUUGUGGUCUAGCUGAGGAGUUACAUGGCCUUAGAAGAAAUAUGAGUUCAGGUAAUGAUCAUUGGAAGAUUGACAUUGGUAGCGAGGGGGAUGAUGAUAGAAAAUUGUCCCCAGACGCAAAUGGGGUUCAGGCCACAAGUCAGACAACUGCUUUAUCAAGCAUCCGGAGAGGCACAGAAUCUUUAACAAGAGUGAGAUGGUUUUGGAAUAGCUUGUGGAAACCCAAGAGUGAUGAACAUCGGACAGUAAGAUAUGGUAUAUCAAAUAAUCUUGACCUCAGGGUUCUAUCCUUAUUAACACAGAGAUUUAAUGGGCUAGCCGAAAGAAGCAGAAAUUAUUUGACAAGUUGGAAGGAAAAUUCCAGAAUUUCUGGACGGAUGGGUGGGCUUCAUAUACAAGGCCAACAACAGAACAUUCAAUUUGGUCGUUCUAUUCGGAUCACCCUCUUACUGGUGUUGAGUAUCUUUCUGAUUGUACCAUUUCUCGUCUCAGCAUGACAAGGCAUGCAUUGUUCCACUGGUGAAGGAAAGGAACAUUGGGACAAACAAUCAUGGUCCUACUACAAAUCAUGAUUGGUGUUAUUCUAAGGCUGCAAAUGCAGCAAACCAACCAUGUCAUUUACAUGUGUGGCUGCAUGUAUGACAGGAAAAGAAGCAGAUGGUGAAGGUUUCGAUUGUCCAAUGCAUGAUUCUUUGAUUCCAUAUCAUCAACUCCUCACCGACGCAUAACCAUGCUAAGAUUUAUCAGAGUUAUGAUCAAUUUGUCAUAGGUUGUGAUGGCUGGUUGCUGCCAAAUGGAGGUGGCUCUGCUCAUUUCACCUCUCUAUAUCCCAUGAAUGCAAUUGUAAAAAGUUGUAGAGCUGAUAGGAAAAGGCAAACAACAAAUAUUUAAAAAGAUGAGUGAAAUGAUUUGUGGAAGUGCUGAAAUCUCAUUGAAAUGAACUGUGCGAAGGAUCUGAAGCCGUUUGUCGAUAAUAAUACAUUAAUAUGGCAUUUGUCAAA